Molecule: messenger RNA, 1785 nt
Organism: Aureococcus anophagefferens
Lineage: Eukaryota; Pelagophyceae; Pelagomonadales; Pelagomonadaceae
Exons: 16
Coding region: 1-1785 (594 amino acids)
Source: RefSeq, a predicted model, not a curated record
AUGUCGGACGCAAAACCGGUGUCUUUUGUUCAGCAGGUAAAACAAGCAUACGAGCAAGUGGUUGCAGCAAUUAUUCGACCACCAAGAACACAAUACGCCCCGCAUCAACUUGGGCCUAAACUAUUCGAGUUCUUGGGCCGGCCAUUCGAGCGCGAGGACUUUUAUGUGUAUAAUUUUCAUGGACAUGCCCUCGCUUGCUCCCGCUGGCGAGCCGUGGAGCCUCUAGCACGCAUGUUGCCGACGCUUAUUUUUAUGCACGGUAAUGCGUCUAUCGCAGAGUUAUCUGCUCGCGUCGAGGCUCUUCCGCAACUUUCAGUAUGUCUUUCCCUUGGAAUUGCAGUCGUUUCUUUUGACUUUUCUGGUUCUGGACUCUCAGAUGGUGACUAUGUCACGCUGGGAGCAUUGGAGCGUCUUGACAUUCACACUGUCGUCCAAUAUCUUCGGGAUGAAGGUGCAACGUCAACGAUCGCAUUUUGGGGCCGUAGCAUGGGUGCGGUAACUGCGCUUUUAUAUGCCGAUGAGGACAAUAUGCUUGACGCAAUGGUGCUAGACUCUCCAUUCGCAUCGCUGCGAAUGCUCGCAGAGGAGCUUGUUCAACGAGCGACAGCCAAUUCCUCCAUUAGAAUUCCAAACUUUGCUGUCGCUGGUGUCUUGCGACUAGUAAGAUCAACUAUUUUGAAUCGAGCUCACGUUGACAUAAAUGAUAUUGCGCCAAUCGACCAUGUCGCAAAGAUGUAUGUACCAGCACUUUUCUGUGUAGUUCGUGCCGAUUCUUUUAUUUCAAAUUGGCACUCUGAUCUGCUUCACGCAAACUAUGCGGGUGACAAAUUCAUCCUCGCAGUGGAUGGUGAUCACAAUGAAAUGCGACCGCCUUCGAUGCAUGUUUUUGUACGUCGGUUUCUUCAGCGAUACAUGCAGGUCCCAGCAGCUUGGGCCCUUGAAAGCAGGGAAACUAUAUUUUCAACCCUGAUGCCGUGGCAUCCAGCCCAUGGGCGAGCCCUUCAAGACGGCCCUCAUUGCCUGUGCUCUCUGGGUGAACCCAUGGCUGCAACCGAAAUUGGUGGUGAACAAGCCGUUGGCAUGAGCAAGGACCUUGUUAACGAAGUUGAAGGGCGCGUGUCCGCGCUUCUUGACGUGAGUUUCGACAACUACACGCUCCACUUCGACUCAGCGUGUAUAGCCAAUAUCUGCCACUGUGGUCUUUCGUAUCUCAGAGGGGCAGACUGCUUUUCAGCCGAAACUAAUCUGGCUAGCUGGGAUGAUUUUGGCCAAAGAAGACGACAAAAGGCAGCAAGCAUCGCUGGCACAACGCAGGAUCACGUUCAGGGAGGCAGGGCGCCAGCCAGUGUAAACAGAAACAGUGUUCGUGUGCUGUCAGUUGUGCCAGCACAGCAGCGACCUCCCCGGAGUGUGCCAAUACAGUCGAGUCCAGCUUCUGUUGGCACAUUCCGGUGGGUGCUAGAAGCGGGUGCUAGAAUGGAUGCAGCAUCAUUUAAUCAGCCGCUAAAUUGGAAUGUUUCUAAUCUUGGUAGCUUGAGGGGCAAUUUACUAGGGCGAGGCAUUUGGGGUAUUUCUCCCUACGAGCGUCAACAAUCGAGCAAAUCUACUUCAAGUUACGACCUGUGUCAGGCCCAUCUCUCUACCCAAACAGUGGUGGUGGCGGUGGCGGCGGGGGGGGGGCUGGCCCUCGGUUCAUUAGGUGGUGUUCGAAGUACAGCACCACUCCUAUCAUACUCGGACGAUGUAGUACCCAAAUUGGGCCUCCUUCCAGGUAACUCGAAGUAG